Messenger RNA from Baudoinia panamericana UAMH 10762, 3749 nucleotides. RefSeq lists its product as uncharacterized. Gene Ontology annotation, cellular component: cytoplasm; nucleus. The transcript has 2 exons. The coding region runs from base 306 to 3533 and encodes 1075 amino acids. The record is from RefSeq and is a predicted model, not a curated record. Gene Ontology annotation, molecular function: nuclear export signal receptor activity; small GTPase binding. NCBI's taxonomy places the organism in Eukaryota, Fungi, Ascomycota, Dothideomycetes, Mycosphaerellales, Teratosphaeriaceae. Gene Ontology annotation, biological process: ribosomal large subunit export from nucleus; ribosomal small subunit export from nucleus; protein export from nucleus.
UGGACAGCGGCUCUCAUUAGGAGGGUUUGCUGUGUUGCCUGGCCACAUUGUGUCACCGCGUGCUUCACUUCUGAAACACCCACGCCUUGCAAUUGAACAGGCCAAGCUUUAGCACAUCCUUCUCCUGCUAAAAGUUCGAAAGCACCUCAAACUGUGUCCUAUUGGUAGGGAAGACCACUUCUUGUUGCAUGGUAACACCUGGAGCCCACCUCACGGCGGCUGCGCAUUAACUUCCCUCACUCAACGCGCAAACUGCUCGCAGCCUCCACCUACUCAGACCUUGAACCCUCCGGAUCACCGCCACGAUGUCUAUGACCAUUCCAGAGCUUGACGCCACCGUGCGUGCCUUUUAUGAAGGCCGCGGUGAGCAGCAGAAGCAGGCUCAAGCCAGCCUCAACCAAUUCAAAGAGAACCCGGAUGCAUGGCUUAUGGUGGACAAAGUGCUGCAGGAGGCGCAGUAUCCGCAGACCAAGUAUCUCGGCCUUCAAGUCCUGGACAACGUGAUUAUGACGCGGUGGAAGGUGCUACCGCGCGAUCAGUGUCAAGGCAUUCGUAACUUCGUAGUCAACUUCAUCAUCGAGAGCAGUAGCACAGAGGAGAGCUUACGCAAGGAGCGAACAUUACUGAACAAGCUCAAUCUCGUGCUUGUCAGCAUUCUCAAGCAGGAAUGGCCGCAUAACUGGCCGACUUUCAUUAACGAGAUCAUUUCCAGCUGUAGGAGCAGUCUGCCGAUUUGCGAAAACAACAUGGCAAUUCUGCGCCUGCUGUCAGAAGAAGUCUUCGACUACUCUGCCGAUCAGAUGACGUCCACGAAGACACGGCAACUGAAGCAGAGUAUGUGUGACGAGUUCACUAGCAUCUACAACCUAUGCUCGGAGAUCCUGCGGACAGCAGAUCAGGCGAGCUUGAUCAAGGCGACGCUGGAGACACUCCUACGCUUUCUCAACUGGAUUCCGCUCGGCUAUAUCUUCGAGACGCCACCCGGCGGUGUGUCAUUGAUUGAGACGCUACGUAGCCGAUUUCUGGAGGCGCCCGAAUUCCGCAACAUCACGCUGAAGUGCUUAACGGAGAUUGGCAGCUUGCAGACCGAGCAGAACUUCAACGACAAGCUUGUCAUGAUGUUCACAGAAACCCUCACAACCAUCUCCAAGAUUAUUCCGCUAUCACUUGACCUCAAGAGCACAUACGCUUCGUCGAACAGUAGAGAUCAAGAGUUUGUACAGAACCUAGCUCUCUUUUUAUGCAAUUUCUUCAGCAAUCACCUUUCCAUCAUUGAGAACCUGCCAAAUCGCGACUACUUGCUGCACGGCCACUUCUACCUCAUCCGGAUAUCGCAGAUCGACGACCGCGAGAUUUUCAAGAUCUGUCUCGAAUACUGGACGAAACUGGUGUGCGAAUUAUACGACGAAAUGCAGACGCUACCCAUCACCGAUCUGAAUCCACUCGUCAGCAUGGGCGUGAGUGGGCUAGCAAACGGCGGCGCACCGAAUCCGGCGGUAUUGCAAAACUACCCACUGCGGAAGCACAAGUACACGGACGUGCUGUCGAACCUACGACAGGUCAUGAUCGAGAAGAUGGUGCGGCCGGAGGAGGUGCUGAUUGUCGAAAACGACGAAGGCGAGAUUGUGCGCGAGUUCGUCAAGGAGUCAGACACCAUCCAGCUGUACAAGACGACGAGAGAGUGCCUAGUUUUCUUGACGCACUUGGAUGUUGUGGACACAGAGCAGAUCAUGUCGGAGAAGCUGGCGCGGCAAGUGGAUGGCACUGAGUGGAGCUGGGCCAACUGCAACACGCUGUGUUGGGCCAUCGGCUCCAUAUCAGGAGCCAUGAAUGAAGAGACCGAAAAGCGCUUCCUCGUCACUGUCAUCAAGGACCUGCUCGGCCUCACAGAAAUGAAGCGCGGCAAGGACAACAAAGCUGUUGUGGCAUCGAACAUCAUGUACAUUGUUGGCCAGUACCCUCGAUUUCUGAAGGCGCACUGGAAGUUCCUCAAGACGGUCGUCAAUAAGCUUUUCGAGUUUAUGCACGAGACACACGAGGGUGUGCAAGACAUGGCGUGCGACACCUUCAUCAAGAUUGCGAACAAGUGCAAGCGGCAUUUCGUAAUUCAGCAACCCGGCGAGAGCGAGGCGUUCAUUGACGAGAUUGUUCGCACGAUGCGUAAGAUCACGUGCGAUCUCAGUCCGCAGCAGAUCCACACUUUCUACGAGGCUUGCGGUUAUAUGAUUUCUGCGCAAGGGCACAAGAACACCCAGGAGAGGCUGAUCGGAGAGUUGAUGAGCUUGCCAAACCAGGCCUGGGACCAGAUCAUCCAGUCCGCCCACCAGGAUCCGACCAUCCUGCAGAACGCGGAGACGAUUAAGGUGAUUGGCAACAUUAUGAAGACGAACGUGGCGGCGUGUAGCAGCAUCGGACCUUACUUCUACCCGCAAAUAGGGCGGAUAUACAUCGACAUGCUCACAAUGUACCGCGCCUCUUCGCAGCUCAUCGAUGAAAGCGUGCAGAGAGACGGACCGAUUGCGACGAAGAUGCCGAAGGUGCGAGGCUUGCGGACCAUCAAGAAGGAAAUCCUCAAGCUCAUCACCACAUACGUGGAGAAGGCGGACGACCUCGAAAUGAUACAUCAGACACUUGUGCCGCAGUUAUUGGAAGCUGUCUUACUCGACUACAAGCGCAACGUGCCGGAUGCGAGAGAGGCGGAAGUGCUCAGUGUCAUCACGGUCCUCAUCAACAAGUUGCAGGGCAUGAUGACUGAGCAAGUACCCGCCAUUCUCGAUGCGAUCUUCGAAUGCACUCUCGACAUGAUCAAUAAGGACUUCUCCGAAUACCCAGAGCAUCGCGUUGCCUUCUUCUCCCUUCUACGUGCCAUCAACCAGCGCUGCUUCCCUGCCCUGUUGAAGCUCGACGAAGCGCACUUCAAGCUCGUCAUUGACUCCUGCAUGUGGGCCUCCAAGCACGACAACAGGCUUGUCGAAGGCGAGGGACUCAAUAUGUGCAUAGAGCUGAUCACCAACAUGGCCGACUCAACAGACCAGGGCACCUGUGAUGCCUUCUUCCGCCGCUUCUACACCACCAUUCUGCAAGACGUGUUCUUCGUGCUCACUGACUCGGACCACAAGGCCGGCUUCAAGUACCAGAGUAUGCUCCUCGCACGCAUGUUUUGGCUGGUGGGCAUGAACAAGAUAUCCGGACCCAUCUACACGCCCGACCAAGCGCAGCCAGGCACAUCGAACCGGGACUUCUUGCAGAACUUCGUGGCUAACCUCCUGAGCAAUGCAUUUCCCAACCUACAGGCGGCGCAGAUCACGAACUUCAUCCGCUCAUUGUUCGAAUGCACCGAGGACAUUAUCAAGUUCAAGCUCAUUCUUCGUGAUUUCCUCAUCCAGCUCAAGGAGUUUGCGGGUGACAACGCGGAGCUCUUCACAGAAGACCGCGAGCAAGCGGCCAAGGAGGCCAAGGAUGCGGAGAGGGAGCGGGCGAUGAAGGUGGGUGGCUUGCUAAAGCCGAGCGAGCUGGAUGACGACGAGCUAUGACUGGGCAAAGAGGUGGCGUUGAGUCGAGGGGUGGGCUACGGAGAAAUGGCGGCGGAGGACGUGGCCGAGGCGCUCGGGCUGUAACGGCCUCCGAUGUGCUAGGUCACGCGGCCCACGAAGGCUUGGACAGCUUGGGCGCUCCAGGCGAAUGAUGCGUUUGCUGCAAAGCUUGCUUGUUUGCUGCGAAGAUACCUCGCGUGCUUUCGAAUCGAGGCC